Pipistrellus nathusii (Nathusius's pipistrelle) is the source of this 2469-nucleotide messenger RNA. The record is from the annotation of a GenBank genome assembly. NCBI's taxonomy places the organism in Eukaryota, Metazoa, Chordata, Mammalia, Chiroptera, Vespertilionidae.
AUGCCAGCCCCCAUCAGAUUGCGAGAGCUGAUCCGGACCAUCCGGACAGCUCGGACCCAAGCUGAAGAACGAGAAAUGAUCCAGAAAGAAUGUGCUGCAAUCCGGUCAUCUUUUAGAGAAGAAGACAAUACAUACCGAUGUCGGAAUGUGGCAAAAUUACUAUAUAUGCACAUGCUGGGCUAUCCUGCUCACUUUGGACAGUUGGAGUGCCUCAAGCUUAUUGCCUCUCAAAAAUUCACAGACAAACGCAUUGGCUAUUUAGGGGCAAUGCUGUUAUUAGAUGAAAGACAAGAUGUCCAUCUUCUCAUGACCAACUGUAUCAAAAAUGAUCUUAAUCAUAGCACGCAGUAUGUACAGGGGCUAGCACUGUGUACCCUCGGCUGCAUGGGCUCUUCGGAAAUGUGCAGAGAUCUUGCAGGAGAGGUAGAGAAACUCCUGAAGACCUCCAACUCUUACUUAAGAAAAAAGGCAGCACUGUGUGCUGUUCAUGUCAUCAGGAAGGUUCCUGAACUUAUGGAGAUGUUUUUACCAGCAACAAAAAACUUAUUGAAUGAAAAAAACCAUGGUGUCCUUCACACAUCUGUAGUCCUCCUCACAGAAAUGUGUGAGCGAAGCCCAGACAUGCUUGCACAUUUCAGAAAGCUUGUGCCCCAAUUAGUUCGUAUUCUAAAGAACCUCAUCAUGUCCGGAUAUUCACCAGAACAUGAUGUUUCUGGUAUCAGUGACCCCUUUUUGCAGGUACGAAUUUUACGGUUAUUAAGAAUUUUAGGACGAAAUGAUGAUGACUCUAGUGAAGCUAUGAAUGAUAUAUUAGCACAGGUUGCCACUAAUACAGAGACUAGUAAAAAUGUAGGAAAUGCUAUUCUUUAUGAAACAGUUUUGACUAUCAUGGAUAUUAAGUCAGAGAGUGGACUGCGAGUCCUAGCCAUAAAUAUCCUGGGUCGUUUCUUAUUGAACAAUGACAAGAAUAUUAGAUAUGUAGCUCUGACAUCUUUGUUGAAGACUGUGCAGACAGAUCAUAAUGCAGUGCAGAGGCACAGAAGCACCAUUGUGGACUGUCUGAAAGAUUUGGAUGUCUCAAUAAAACGGCGUGCAAUGGAAUUGAGUUUUGCCCUAGUAAAUGGGAAUAAUAUCCGAGGCAUGAUGAAGGAAUUACUUUAUUUUCUGGAUUCCUGUGAGCCAGAAUUUAAAGCCGACUGUGCAUCUGGAAUCUUUCUUGCUGCAGAAAAGUAUGCACCUUCCAAACGGUGGCAUAUAGACACAAUUAUGCGUGUUCUGACAACGGCAGGAAGCUAUGUUCGUGAUGAUGCAGUCCCCAACUUGAUCCAGUUAAUAACCAAUAGUGUGGAGAUGCAUGCCUAUACUGUCCAGCGCUUAUACAAAGCAAUUCUCGGUGAUUAUUCUCAACAACCUUUGGUACAAGUAGCUGCAUGGUGUAUAGGUGAAUAUGGAGAUCUUCUCAUAUCUGGCCAAUGUGAAGAGGAAGAGCCUAUUCAGGUAACAGAAGAUGAAGUGUUGGAUAUUUUAGAAAGUGUCUUAAUCUCUAAUAUGUCUGCCUCUGUGACACGAGGUUAUUCCCUCACUGCCAUUAUGAAGCUUUCUACUCGAUUCACCUGUACUGUAAACCGAAUAAAGAAAGUGGUUUCCAUCUAUGGAAGCAGCAUUGAUGUGGAACUCCAGCAGAGGGCAGUAGAAUACAAUGCACUUUUUAAGAAAUAUGACCAUAUGAGGUCUGCCUUGCUUGAGAGAAUGCCUGUCAUGGAAAAAGUGACCACAAAUGGUCCUACGGAGAUUGUGCAGACAAACGGAGAGACAGAACCAGCUCCGCUAGAGACCAAACCACCGCCCUCUGGGCCACAGCCGAGCAGCCAGGCCAAUGAUUUAUUGGAUUUGUUGGGAGGAAAUGACAUAACACCUGUUAUUCCAACUGUACCUACAAGCAAACCAGCUUCUGCUGGUGGAGAGCUUCUUGAUUUGCUGGGAGACAUCAACCUUACAGGUGCUCCAACUGCUGCUCCUGCCCCUGCCUCAGCCCCACAGAUAUCCCAGCCCCCUUUCUUGUUGGAUGGGCUUUCAUCACAACCUCUCUUCAAUGACAUCACUACAGGCAUCCCCUCUAUCACAGCAUACAAUAAGAAUGGCUUGAAGAUAGAAUUCACCUUCGAACGGUCAAACACCAACCCCAGUGUCACGGUGAUAACGAUACAGGCCUCUAACAGCACAGAGCUGGACAUGACGGACUUUGUUUUCCAGGCUGCGGUACCAAAGACAUUCCAGCUGCAGCUUCUGUCUCCUAGCAGCAGCGUUGUCCCAGCAUUUAAUACGGGGACCAUCACACAAGUCAUUAAAGUUCUGAACCCACAGAAGCAACAGCUUCGAAUGCGGAUCAAGCUCACAUAUAAUCACAAGGGCUCAGCAAUGCAAGAUCUAGCAGAAGUGAACAACUUUCCCCCUCAGUCCUGGCAAUGA